Messenger RNA from Pyricularia oryzae 70-15, 849 nucleotides. Its product is annotated as 60S ribosomal protein L43. NCBI's taxonomy places the organism in Eukaryota, Fungi, Ascomycota, Sordariomycetes, Magnaporthales, Pyriculariaceae. Gene Ontology annotation, cellular component: ribosome. Gene Ontology annotation, biological process: translation. Bases 124 to 402 code for a protein of 92 amino acids. The record is from RefSeq and is a predicted model, not a curated record. Gene Ontology annotation, molecular function: structural constituent of ribosome. The transcript is spliced from 4 exons.
ACCCAGCACCACCAGACUUGACAAAAUUAACCAGUGGUCAAGCCAAAACCCACAAACCGUGACAACAACGCCGUACGCUUCGCAAAUCGACAAGAACAUUCUCUUGCCCCCAAAUCAAUCACAAUGGCGAAGCGCACAACCAAGGUCGGUAUCACCGGCAAGUACGGUACUAGAUAUGGUGCCUCCCUGAGGAAGCAGGUCAAGCGUAUGGAAAUCAGCCAGCACGCCAGGUACACAUGCACCUUCUGCGGCAAGAACACCGUCAAGAGGCACUCGGUUGGCAUCUGGAACUGCGGUGCUUGCAAGAAGACCAUCAGCGGAGGAGCCUACGUCGUCUCGACCCCCGCCGCCGCUGCCGCCAGGUCGACCCUCAGGCGUCUGCGUGAGAUCGCCGACGUUUAAAUCAGCAUUCUUCCACACGAGUCUCUUUGUUCCUUUUUCCAAACAAUGAUCGAUCGACCAGGUCCCGGAUUGUGAGCAAUCGAGCGGGGUAUCCGAAAGGGCGACGAAUGCAAUGGUUCAUGGGGGGACAGCAAAAAAUCAUGGAUGGUGACGGAAGUUUCUGGGACUGUCCUUCGGCGUUAUUUAAUGGCAAAUGGAAUGGCUUUUUCGGCAUUGUCUUUAUUGUCCUUUCAGCAGCGUGCCAUACGAGUGACGACGGUCAAUUUCUUACGUCUCAUUGAAACUGCGACACAGAACCGGACCAUGCAGGAGCUAGCAGGACCUUGCCCCGAUUUCAGGGUCCUUGAUCAAGAAAUACUGGUUGAGGCAUCUGCAGCUUUUCCAAUCUAGCUCAUCGAGAGUUCAUGAAUUAACACGACUGCAAGUUGGCAAAACUUCCCAUCGGUU